Williopsis jadinii is the source of this 1536-nucleotide messenger RNA. RefSeq names its product snoRNP complex protein NOP56 (gene NOP56). Gene Ontology annotation, cellular component: small-subunit processome; box C/D methylation guide snoRNP complex. Bases 1 to 1536 code for a protein of 511 amino acids. The record is from RefSeq and is a predicted model, not a curated record. NCBI's taxonomy places the organism in Eukaryota, Fungi, Ascomycota, Saccharomycetes, Phaffomycetales, Wickerhamomycetaceae. The transcript has a single exon. Gene Ontology annotation, molecular function: snoRNA binding.
AUGUCUGCUCCAAUCGACUACCUUCUCUUCGAGGAGGCUACUGGUUAUGCUGUGUUCAAAGUGAAGUUGCAACAGGAUAACAUUGGUGCUAAGCUGAAAGAGGUUCAAUCUCAAAUCAGCGAUUUGGGCAACUUCUCCAAGAUGGUUGAGCUCGUGUCCUUUGCUCCGUUCAAAGGUGCUGCACAAGCCUUGGAGAACGCUAAUGAAAUCUCUGAAGGCUUGGUUUCCGACUACUUGAAGUCUGUUUUGGAGUUGAACAUUCCUAAGGGGUCUGCUAAGAAGCAGAUUGUCCUUGGUAUAUCAGACAAGAACUUGGGUCCUUCCAUCAAGGAGACCUUUGGCUACAUCGACGCUGUCUCCAACGAACUGGUUCAGGACUUACUCAGAGGUAUCAGACAGCACGGUGACAAAUUGCUCAAGGGCUUGCAAGAGGGUGAUAUUGAGAGAGCUCAGCUCGGUUUGGGUCAUGCCUACUCUAGAGCCAAGGUGAAAUUCUCUGUUCAGAAGAAUGAUAACCACAUCAUCCAGGCCAUUGCGCUCCUUGAUCAACUGGACAAGGACAUCAACACCUUCUCAAUGAGAGUUAAGGAAUGGUAUGGAUGGCACUUCCCUGAAUUGGCUAAAUUGGUUCCAGACAACUACACUUUUGCCAAAUUGGUUUUGUUCAUCAAGGACAAGGCAUCUCUUAACGAUGAAUCUCUUCAUGAGUUGACAGCAUUGCUCAACAAUGACUCUGGGCUCGCUCAAACCGUCAUUGACAAUGCGAGAAUCUCCAUGGGUCAAGAUAUCUCUGAGCAAGAUUUUGAUAACUUGUUGGUGUUUGCUAAGAGAGUUGUCUCUUUGACCGAUUACAGAAAAUCCCUUUACAACUACCUCGAGGAUAAGAUGCACACCGUGGCUCCAAACUUGUCCGAGUUGAUUGGUGAAGUCAUCGGUGCAAGAUUGAUUUCCCACGCCGGUUCUUUGACAAACUUGUCCAAACAGGCUGCUUCAACUGUUCAAAUCUUGGGUGCUGAAAAGGCCCUUUUCAGAGCUUUGAAGACCAAGGGUAACACUCCAAAGUAUGGAUUGAUUUACCAUUCUUCCUUCAUUGGUAGAGCAUCUUCAAAGAACAAAGGUAGAAUCUCAAGAUACUUGGCUAACAAGUGUUCCAUCGCUUCAAGAAUUGAUAACUACUCCGAUGCUCCAACCAACGUGUUUGGUCAAAUUUUGAAGAAGCAGGUUGAACAGAGACUGAACUUCUACGACACUGGUGCCCCAACAAUGAAGAACUCUGACGCUAUCUCUGAGGCACUUGCUUUGUAUAACGAUUUGGACGUUGAGAUGGGCGAUGCCUCUGAUGAUGAGAAGGAGGAAGAUGAGAAGAAGGAGAAGAAGGAAAAGAAGGAGAAGAAGGAAAAGAAGGAGAAGAAAGAAAAGAAGGAAAAGAAGGAAAAGAAGGAAAAGAAGGAGAAGAAGGAGAAGAAGGAGAAGAAGGAGAAGAAGAGAAAGAGUGAUGAUGAUGAAUCACCAAAGAAGAAGAAGAAAUCCAAAUGA